This is a messenger RNA of Pseudo-nitzschia multistriata, 1652 nucleotides long. The record is from the annotation of a GenBank genome assembly. Lineage: Eukaryota; Bacillariophyta; Bacillariophyceae; Bacillariales; Bacillariaceae.
CAAUGGAGUCUAGCAAAGCAAUAGAAAUGGAAACAGCCAUUCCCUCCCCGCUAAAAACGGAACAGGAAUCCACCCCGGAGGUAACAGAAGCAAAAGAAGAAACAUCAACAGCAACAUCAACAGCAACUACCUCUACGAAGCCCGCGGCUGCGGCAACCGUUGAACCUCCGUUGUGCAAGCACUGGGCGAGAUCCAAGACCUGUCUCUACCAUAACUUGGGAAAAUGCCGGUUUUCCCAUCCGGCUGACUACGUGAUCCCGCCGCCAAAACAACCACAAAACGCCAGAACCUCCAGGCAGACCAACCUGCACAACCGCCACCGGCAGYGCAGCGGGCGGCUGACCACCCGAAACGACGCCCGGGUUGCGAUCCUGCGAGCUUUCAUCGCCUCUCCCCACAAAAAGGAGGCGUCUCGCAUCGACGGAGGGGAAGGAGAACGAACCCGUGCCAAUAGUACCGAUACGAAUGCCGCUGCAGAUGCUACCAAAGAUCCAACCACAAGUAGCAACAGUAACAGUAACAGCAACAGCAACAGCAACAGCAACAGCAACACAGCAGAAACCGAUGACAGAGAUUUCGUUCAGCUCGACCUUUCUAGCUGCAACGUCCUUGACGUGGCCGGGGGAAAGGGCGAGCUCGCCUUCCAGCUCCUGAACCUGAACAACGCCAAGACGUGCCACGUGAUCGAUCCUCGACCGCUCUCGCUGAAGCGCUUCCGGGGCCGCCUCGAAAAGGGCUUCUACCACCGGUCCCAGGGCAUCCUCACGCACGACGUGGUCCGGCCMCUCACMGAGCCCGARCGACCGGUCGAUCAGCUCCGAUGCCUGUUUUCUAGCGAGUUGUGGGAGACCGAACCCGAUUCGAACGACACAAAUAACAACAACGAUGACAAUAAUGAUGACGGGGAUGACAAUGCCAACCYYCAAAAGAUCAAGCCYAAGCGAGAUCUGCGAAAGGAAUUCUUUCAGAAUUGCUACAGGGCGCAGGGAUGGGUAUGGCCACCGGUGGGGGCCAGCAACGAGCACGCUGCGAUGGGCGACGACGAUCGAGACGAAAUUGUUCGAAAGAGACCGAGCGCCAACGCAACCGCGAAAGCGAACGGAGAUUCCGACCCAACCCCGACGCCAUCGGGACGAGGCACCAUCGACAACAAGGAAAACGAAUCGUCCUUUACACCAACUUUUGAUCACGCCUCGGAGGUCGUYCGAAAGGCCGACCUGAUCGUAGGGAUGCACGUGGACCAGGCYGUCGACGCCAUUAUCGAUGCAGCUCUCGCCAUGGACAUUUCCUUUUUUGUGGUACCCUGCUGCGUCUACAGCAAAGAGUUUCCCUUUCGACGGGUUCCGGUCCUCGAAGGCGGUGGCUGUGGCGAUGGUAACAAACAACGYACGAAACCCGUGACGACCUACGAAGAACUCAUCCGAUACCUGAAGGCAAAGUCCCCCGACAUUCGGAGCCAUGUAUUGCCUUUCGAGGGAAGGAACAUUUGUUUGUACCGCGUUGUUGGUUGUUCCUGAUAUGCGUUUGCAAAUAGCAAGUCGGUCAGCUAGGCACAAAAUCUACUCGGCUUUGUUCCGAGAGUCCAUUGAAGAGCCAAACAAAGGGCGAACGCUUYGGGAUUUGAUCCAUGGCAAUAAAAAGCUGCGAUCCUU